AUAAACAUUCCAUUCUCUUAACGUUCAUUUUCUCCUCCACCAUCACCAUUGCCAACAGCGCCACUCUUUCCUCGCUCUUCUCUAAUGGCGGCCUCCACAGUACAGCACGUCGCCAAGCCCUCGUCCGACCAACUUCUUCGGAAGUUCGCCGACAUGGAGCCGGACAAACCGAGACGCAGGAAGAAAGCCAGGCCCGUUCGAGACGAGCCGCACAACUCCUCCAUUGCCGUGCCAGAACGGCGAUCACUUCUUCCGGUGGCGAACCCCAAGACUGGGACCUUGAGGCAGUUCAAGGCUAAGAAACCGGAUUUGAGAUACCAGAUGCGGAACCGGUUCCUUCUGGGAUUGGUUAAGAAGACAUGGAAUCACACCAUGGAAAGAGCUACCAAGAUGCUGCUGGAGAAGCACUGCAACAGGCAUGUUCGACUUAGAAAUGAAGCUGUUUGAUGGUUGAAAGCAAGGGAAUCAUCAUCACAGGGCAGAUAGAUUACCACUCAUCUUGACAAAUGACUCUACAUGUGGUGGUGUAGCACCAUAAAGGCUUCUUUGUUUUAAGCAUUUGGAUUUCUUAAAACCAACAAACAUGUCUUUUUUUUUCCUGUUGAAUUAAAGGUGGACCAUCCACAGCCAAACCUUCGUAGGAAAAUCAACAACACCAAGAGAUAGGCCUAACAUCAGGGUCUUCAAAUUGACACCACAUUUUCCUCUUAACACUUGGUCACCACCUGCAGUGGUUGACAACUACAUGUACUCAGUUACCAUUUUUCCUGUUUUUGCUCAUUCAUUUUUCAAUAAAUCAAUAAAAUUGGAGAAAUUAUGAGGAGAUUCAAA
Nymphaea colorata (pocket water lily) is the source of this 831-nucleotide messenger RNA. RefSeq lists its product as uncharacterized. The transcript has 2 exons. NCBI's taxonomy places the organism in Eukaryota, Viridiplantae, Streptophyta, Magnoliopsida, Nymphaeales, Nymphaeaceae. The record is from RefSeq and is a predicted model, not a curated record. Bases 85 to 447 code for a protein of 120 amino acids.